AUGGCGGCUGCCCGCAUCACGGCGUCCCGCGCCAUUGAUCGCGUCUGCCAUGGUCAAGCCAUUCGAUUGUCUACGGUAUCAACAGCCACAACUCGUGCCAGAGGUCCCUCGAGCACACUCCAUGCUCUAAGGAACAUUCAAUCGAGACAAAACAGCACGGCAAAUCUUCCACCAAGCAAUGCGAGCAAGAAGAACACGGAUCCCAAAUCCCCGCCUCCGCCCCCUCCAAUACGAUCCUUAUGGCGAUUAAUGUCAUUUCGCAAUCUCAUGAGCGCCUUGACACCGCGGGGAAUGAAGAAAUUAUUCAAGGAAAGCCCAGAAGAGUUGACACUAGCACUGGCAAUCCUGGCAGGUUUGGCCGGUGUUGCCGUUUACAUUGUCAAGUUAUACUUUGACUAUUUCCAAGCCCGCCAGUUCACCAAAUACCCACCACCAAUCGCAAAGGCCCUCAGACGAGCACUCUACUACACGAACAUCAGCCCCGAUGCAAACCUGGCGAAGAAAUACUAUAAGCAAGCCCUCGAGCUAUGCAAUGAGCUUCAGUUGGACCCGUUCUCUGAUGAUGUCCUGGGUAUCAGGAUCCAGACCGCUGCAUGGCUGGAGAAGAUUGGCAACUACCAAGGAGCUAUUCUUGUUCUCAACUCUGUCAUGGAUGAUUGUACCAAGUGGGUUGAGUGGUUCGAGAAAUCCGUCGCAGACGGCACGGUGGAUAAGUCCGGAAAGCCGGCUGCGGUCAAGGUGUUGUCCGAAGAUCAACGCCCAACCGUUGUCGAGGACGAGGAAGAGAUGGUCCCCGAGAACUUGUGGCACAAGCGCACAAGACUCCUCGCGAAAGCUGUGGGCACCAGCACCAAGCUCGGAGCUCUGUAUUCCGACGAGCACGUCUUGGAGCCCGAUAAUGCGCAGGCUCGUUUGACGUGGGCUGUAGAGACUGCACUGUCAGAAGCCCGACGACGCCAUAAGGAGGGCGUCAAGAAGGAGGAGGGGGCAUGGAUGAGCCCGGAGGAAAUCGGUGGUGCCAUGGAAUCCUUGGCCAACCACUACGAGACCAAAGCCCAAUUUCAACUCGCUGUGCCUCUUUUCUUCCACGCCUUGCGCCUCUGUGCCGACCCUUGUCAUCGAGUUACGAUAAUGAACAACCUGGCGGUGGCUUUUGCUCAACAUCCCACGCAGGCAUCUCUCCAGACUAUUUCUGGAGCUCCUUCAACUUCGGAUGUGCUUGUCAGCCCUGAUAUGCCAACAGAUCGGGCAGGACUUUUGGAGGCGGCAAAGAAUUGGGCCCGCAAUGCUUACUCACACGCGAAGGACGUGAAAGGCGACGAUCGCACGGAGGAGUGCGAUGAAGCAUGCGCAGUUGCCCUGACGAACAUGGGUGACAUUGCUGCAAUGCUGGGCAACAAGAUUGACGCUCGCAAACGUUUCCAACAGGCUAUAGAGAUGAGCAAGAAGAUUGGCUUCGAACCUGGUGUAGCCCAAGCUGAGGCUGGACUACAGAAGCUCUGA
Colletotrichum gloeosporioides is the source of this 1503-nucleotide messenger RNA. RefSeq lists its product as uncharacterized. The coding region runs from base 1 to 1503 and encodes 500 amino acids. Gene Ontology annotation, cellular component: i-AAA complex. NCBI's taxonomy places the organism in Eukaryota, Fungi, Ascomycota, Sordariomycetes, Glomerellales, Glomerellaceae. The transcript is spliced from 4 exons. Gene Ontology annotation, molecular function: misfolded protein binding. The record is from RefSeq and is a predicted model, not a curated record. Gene Ontology annotation, biological process: protein quality control for misfolded or incompletely synthesized proteins.